This is a messenger RNA of Komagataella phaffii GS115, 1050 nucleotides long. RefSeq lists its product as uncharacterized. The transcript has a single exon. Lineage: Eukaryota; Fungi; Ascomycota; Pichiomycetes; Pichiales; Pichiaceae. Bases 1 to 1050 code for a protein of 349 amino acids. The record is from RefSeq and is a predicted model, not a curated record. Gene Ontology annotation, biological process: protein autoubiquitination; protein polyubiquitination; proteasome-mediated ubiquitin-dependent protein catabolic process. Gene Ontology annotation, cellular component: ubiquitin ligase complex; nucleus; cytosol. Gene Ontology annotation, molecular function: ubiquitin protein ligase activity; ubiquitin conjugating enzyme binding; cyclin binding.
AUGCACAAAUAUUAUACCGAGUUAUUGACGCAAAUCAAUGUUUUGUGUGUAUACAUAGAAGAAAGCCUUACUAAUCUUCCUGAUUUCACGAUCAACGUGAAAAUACUUAGAGGAGCUUUGCUCGUGGAGCGUGGCUGUUUAAAAUAUAACUUACUAAUUCCUCUGAUUAAUCCUGAUUUGGAAAAGCUUCCAAAUAUAAGCAUACAUGAUAAUGUAGUUGAAAUUAGACUAUGGCUCAAGCAAAGCAAUCGGUUCAAUGAGACGAACGCUCUUAUGGAUGCUGAACCAAGGUGGAGUGCAGAUUACCUUAAAACAAUAGGAGAGUUCAGCUUUGGUUGUGGAAAUUGUAGAGCUGAAUUGAUUCAUAGAAGUAAAGUUAGUUCCAUCAAUGCCAUGCCUUCAGAAAUGUGGGCGGAGAUGAUGGAAUUUUGGCAUUGUCACAAGCCAGGAAGCAAAGUUUCCAAUUCUGGACUGCGCUAUGGAAAUUUGCAGCCGAGGAAAGGCGCUAUCAUCUUGGGCUUUUAUUACCUUUUGUUUCACCCUCUCAGUUUUGAGACAAUAGAGAAAGAGGAUGAUGAAACAAUAGCUUGCGCCAAUUGCGGUUUUCCCGUAGGUAUUGUAACUAAGAAUUGCUCCAAUUGGAAAAUCUAUAACUGGAAUUUGCUUCUUACAAAACCAGGAAAUUUAAAAUUGGAACAGUUCCCACCAUACAUCUAUGCCUACAGUGUUUUACUGGAUAGGAUAAACUCUAAUGGCGCCAGGUUUAUACGAAUCAAGAGUCUGCUAGUAUGGAUUUUUGGAACAGGCGUAACUGUGACUUUAGCUGAGCAUAUAUACGAGAAUUCUUUGAAGAUAAUGUAUAUGUCUGAUGAAGGGGAUAUUGUACACUGGAUCCAGGCUGCAGAGCACCAAAAUAUUGAAAAUAUGGAAGAUUUACCAGAUUUGGUUCUGUCAGAUACAGCAAGUGUUUUAGAAAAAACAAACAAGUGCCUACCUGACUCCUGCAAGUCAUUUGAAAAUUGGAAAAUCGGAUUCCUGCCUAGUGACUAG